UUCGCGUCUAACUUCGAUGUUUGACGACACUUUACCGGAAAUACAAAGAUUGUGCGACUUUAUUUGGAUUUUAAGGCAGUUUUUAAUAUUUGUUUUAUAUCUAUGUUUCAGUAUUAAUGCUAUAAAACACUUUAGUCAAUUACGUGUUUUGGUAAAAAAAAAAAAGUAAAGUAAAGAAAGCCAAAGUUUGUUCAGUCAUAAAACUUAGCUUCUAGCUUUCCUCUUGAGACUGUCACAGUGUUUUGAGUGAUACGGUGUCUUGUUAUUGGCAGCGGUGAUGGCUACCGCGCCUGAGAUCUCGCUUCAUAUGAGAUCAACAGAUCUAAUCAAAAGGGAACCUCUGGAUUAUGGAGGAUUUGGAGAGGUCUAUUUGUGUUACCAUGCUACCCUGGGCCAAGUGGUGUKGAAGACCGUGUAUACAGGUCCACUUCGCAACGAAGAAAACAAAAAGUCGCUGCUGGAGGAGGGAAGUAUCAUGGCAAGCCUCAACCACAAGCGCGUGGUCAAGUUGCUUGGCGUGAUUAUGGAGGACAGAGAUUGCUCUCUUAUUAUAGAGCUUYUACCCAGAGGCAACCUGCUGGUCAUGCUGGAGAAGGUCACUGUGCCAAUCUCCAUUAAGGGGAGAAUACUGAAAGAGUACAGUGUUUAUCUUUCUGUGUCCGUUUGUAUUUUCCUUCCUUCAUAUGUACAUUGCAUUGUACCUCUGUCAUUCCUUUUUUUAAUGCUUAACUUGAUAUGUAGAUUUACUUGUUUUSUUUACUUUUUACCMACACCUGGUGUAAAUUUUAUUUGCCAAGAAAAAUGUCUACGUUCAAUAAUGAUUUUACCUCCGGAAUUUAUAUUUUUACAGGAACAAUAUGAAGGUCCAGAUGAGCUUGUUGAGAAGAUUAAAUCAUUAUCAAUCACCCACGACAGUUUUUCAGCUACAGAUCAAGAUGGUCCAGCUCCUUUGAGUUCACACAGAGAUUUAUCAAUGCCAGUUGAAGCCAGCAUUGAGGACCUACAUAACAUCAAUGAUCAACCAUCUGGAGAUCCUCUUGAGACGGAUGCAAGGAUGCUGAGGACGCCCUCAGAGCUGGAGGAGAAACUAGACCGGGAGUUAAACUACCACAAGCAUGGCAGUUACGCUUGUAAUAACCAACCCGAAUCUGCCCAGGGCCUUCAGAGAAAUCCCUUGAAUCCUUUCUUUCAAAACCCUUUCAACUUUUCUGACAAUGGCCUUAGACUUCCAGCUCAAGAAGACUCUUCUGUCCAUUCUUGGAGCAAACCAGAACAGGAACAGCCCACCAGCCAGACGGAGGCUUACCGUCGGCCCACAUCCGAUCUCUAUGACUCCAUAACCUCCUGCUCGUCUAAUCCGUCGCUUUUGCACCCGUCUUUUAGCACUCCUUCUCUGUCGCAGUUUAACCAGCAGCAGCCACAUUUCCUGGACCGCCAGCAGUCCUUGCCAAUCUACCCGGUGUCCGACACCUUCGACCCCAACCGAAAUGCUGGCAAUAAUUUGACCUCUUCAAAGAGCGGAUCUAUCCAGGACGCAGGAUCUCUCUACAUUCAAAAUGCCAGUGGGAUCCAGAUAGGAAACAACAACACAAUGAGCAUUAGAGGUAGUGAGUUACCUCAGGGUUUGUUUGAUGGCAACACUGCCUCUCCAAUCCAAGAAGGCAUCUUUAAAUAUGCGGACCAUGUGGUAAAAGAGUCGCAGCUGGACGUGCUGAGGGAGAACAUUGGGAUGAAAUGGAAACGCUGCGCACGACGCCUGGCCCUGACGGAGGUGGAAAUAGAAACCAUAGAACACGACUACUACCGUGAUGGCUUACCGGAGAAGGUGCACCAGAUGUUGGAAUCCUGGAAAAGAAAGCAGGGAUCUUUGAACUGUACAAUUGGGAGGCUUUGUCAAGCUCUUCAAGGAAAUAUAAAAGUGGAUGUCAUUCAGAAAAUACUGGACUUGUGCGAUUCUUCUGAGUAGUUGUCGCUCUUUUUGUUCAACAGUGGUCAUAUUUUCUGAACUAUCUUUAAGCCGCUGAGGCCAACUUACUAUUGGUUUCAUGGGAAACGGUGUAACAAUAUUGUAGCAGUUAAGUGUUUUGGUGGGGUUUUAUAAUCUGAAAUAUUACCUACUUUUUAGUAGUUAUUAUGAUGAGCAAUUUAGUAAAAAAAAAAAAAAGUUCACAUUGACUGAUUUGACUAACUAGUUCAAAAAAACACUUUUCAAUUUCUGCUGGACCAGUUUUGAUAAAGACGAUAUGCAAACUAUUAUUAUGUUACUUCAAUAUUAUCUUUAGCUCAUUUUACAUAUGUGUGGUCUGAGCCAAACUGACGUUCUUAAUAGGAGUUUUCUGCUGUGUUUUUAUUUAUUUUUUUUUUUGUUACGUGGUGGAAUAAUAAUGAUWAAAAAAAACAUCAUGUUUGAGCAACAUGUUUAAAUUGAAUCUUCAAGAUAGAUUGAGUCAAAAAUAACAAGCACAGUAGAAAAUGGUGUCGAAUGUCGAACAUACAAAAGCAUAAAAAUCUUGUGCAAUAUUUCUACAAUAAUUUUAUGCAGUGAUGGGGAAAAAAACWAAAUGUUUUCUCCUGUAAAUUUAAGGCUCGUUUUGAGCUGCAAGAAUGUCAACCCAGUGAGAGUGAAAAGUAAGCAUGAAUUACCUCUYACCUUUCUGUUUGAUGACUCAUUGCGCAAAAUUACUGUAAUUUUCACAAUAUUUUCAUUCUGAUGAGCUGUUUCUAGGAACUAUUGUAGAUGAUAGACUUUUCCUCAUGUUUUGAGAUGCAUUCAGGUCUUCUUUGAAUUGGCUUUAUGGACUUUUGCUUGAUUAAGGUUAAGGUUAUGUAUAUUUGCACAAUCAGUGGUACGCUUCUACAAAUUCAAAGUCCUCGUCGGUCGUGUUCUGCUGGAAGCAUAUUACAAUAAAUAUUGUCCAUAUGUGUCKGUAUA
Poecilia reticulata (guppy) is the source of this 2932-nucleotide messenger RNA. The record is from RefSeq and is a predicted model, not a curated record. Lineage: Eukaryota; Metazoa; Chordata; Actinopteri; Cyprinodontiformes; Poeciliidae.